CGACCGGGAGAAUCAUUGGAGACUUGUGUAUUUUCGCAAUAAUGGACAAGACUUCAGCAUAGAGAGCUCUCUUGCGCAUCCUUUCAGCACGAGCUUAAGGUUUUCCUUUUCAGAUGCAGACAGAAAAUCACUGCCUGCACCUUUAGAAAAGAUUUCUGAAGGAUUUUAAUAAUUGUCUAAGGAUCUUGUCACUGUUGUGAAUACUUUUGAGCAUUAGAUAUUGCGGUUAUCUAAUAGAAAAAGAUAAAAACAUUGAAUUGUAACCUUUGUUGCAUUACUUUUUAAGUGCGCGCACACGGAGAAAGCGAGCGGAGCGCACAAUUGGGGAUUGGGAAGCAGUUUUGCAGGACUUGUUUUGUUUUUAUCUGGUUGCUGGUCAUCGAAUUACAAUGUUGAAAUCUUGAGGCAUGAUGUCCAAGUCAGUGAGAUGCCCAUAAACCUGCUUGCGCUGUAACUGCCACCUGGAAACUCAGCCUGCGAGCUCCAACUGAUCCUAUUCAAUACCAUCAUUUGGACUGCUUUUGCAACAGAAAUGAUCAUGCGAUGAGUAAGCUCGAUUUGGGCAUAUUUUCAGAAGCAAUUACAGGGGGUGAAUGAUGGCUGAAGAUGGAGGAAAUAUCUCCGAGGACCAUCAGUUGAGGGAAGCAGAGGGUAGCUCCUCUCUUCCAAGGACUUUUAUACGACUUAACGACCUGUCCGGUGGCGGGGAGCGCAGUGAGCUUGAGGCUGAUGGAGGCGAAAGGCGGGAGAGCGCAGCCGGAGCAGCGGUGGAGGAGGCGUCCGCUAGCGGCGGGGAAGCCUUGCCCUAUCCGUCUUUGGCACCGGUUGUGUUUUUCUACCUGAAGCAGACCACGCGUCCAAGGAGUUGGUGUCUGAAAAUGGUUUGCAAUCCAUGGUUCGAGAGGGCCAGCAUGGUUGUAAUCCUGCUGAACUGCGUUACUCUGGGGAUGUUUCAACCUUGUGAGGACAGCCACUGUGACUCGGAUCGAUGCGAGAUACUGCAGGACUUUGAUGAUUUCAUCUUUGCUUUUUUUGCCGUGGAGAUGGUAAUCAAGAUGGUUGCACUGGGCAUCUUUGGGAAAAAGUGUUACCUUGGAGACACCUGGAAUCGGCUAGACUUCUUCAUUGUGUUGGCUGGGAUGCUGGAAUACUCUCUCAACCUGCAGAAUGUUAGUUUCUCUGCGGUCCGAACGGUCAGAGUACUUCGACCUCUUCGAGCUAUUAACCGAGUCCCCAGUAUGAGAAUCCUGGUGACGCUUCUGCUGGACACUCUCCCCAUGCUGGGCAAUGUGCUGCUGCUUUGCUUCUUCGUUUUCUUCAUCUUUGGGAUUGUAGGAGUCCAGUUGUGGGCCGGGCUUCUCCGCAACCGCUGCUUCCUCCCUGAAAACUUCUCCCUGCCUACCAGUCUAGACUUGCACAAGUACUACCACACAGAAAACGAUGAUGAAAACCCGUUUAUCUGUUCUCAACCUCGGGAGAAUGGCAUGCGCCUGUGCACCUCCAUCCCCACGCUCCAUGAGGAGGGCCGACAGUGCCAGCUGGACAUGGCAGCUUACAAUAGCACAGACAACACCACCUGCGUCAACUGGAACAAGUAUUACACCAACUGCUCUGCCGGAGAGGCCAAUCCCUUCAAGGGGGCCAUAAACUUUGACAACAUUGGUUAUGCCUGGAUUGCCAUCUUUCAGGUUAUUACUCUGGAGGGCUGGGUGGACAUCAUGUACUUUGUUAUGGAUGCUCACUCCUUCUACAAUUUCAUCUACUUCAUUCUCCUGAUAAUAGUGGGCUCGUUCUUCAUGAUCAACCUUUGUCUAGUUGUCAUAGCGACACAGUUCUCUGAGACCAAGCAACGGGAGAGUCAGCUUAUGAAGGAGCAGAGAGUGCGCUUCAGGUCCAACGCCAGCACACUGAAUAGCUUCUCUGAGCCAGGAAGCUGCUAUGAUGAGCUGCUCAAGUACCUAGUCCACAUUAUCCGCAAAGGCAUCAGGCAAAUCGGCCACCUCAUCCGGGCCACCGGUCGCCGGGCAGGGCUACGGAUAUGCGCUUCUCCACCGCUGGAACCGCCGCCUACGAAAAGACGUCGGCAGAAGCAGCGCCAGGGAUCCAUCCGACCCGUCAUGCACCAUCAUCACCAUCACCUCCACCAUCACUACCAUCUGGGCAAUGGAAGUGUCCGAACUGAAGGGGGCAGAGAGGUGGACAACGGUUCCCAGAGUGGCAAUGUCAACAACUCUGGCUGUGCUCUCAUGCUACCUGUCAUUAUCCCUCAGCAGGACCCCUUCUGUGGGUCUCUGGGCCCCAGCGGUGCAGAAUCUAUGCAUAGUGUUUAUCAGGUUGCGAGCCACCUCGAGCCGCUGCGCUGCGGCCCCUCACCUUCUCCCACGGUGCUCCAUGCAUAUAAGAGAAACUCAGUGCCAUUUGCAGCUCCAGUACAUAAGAACUACCCCACGUUACAGUCAUCUCUGGCCUUAGAGCAGCGCAGACAGAGAAUCCUGGAGCCAGGAGGAGGCAGUUGUACUGCUGGUGUCCUUACCAACCUAAACAUACCCCCAACUUCCAUCAACACCUCACAGAGCCUGGUGGAGACACAAGGUCCUCCUGGCAAGAUCAUCUGCAAGGAUGCCCUCAUGAACAGCAGUGGCACAAACUUAGACACCGCUUUGACCUUUGACCCUGAGACGUGUCCGUAUUGUGCCAAAUCGAUGGGAAACGACUCCGAGGGAAUGGAUGGGAAUGAGACGGCAGACUCUGACAGUGAGGGCGUGUAUGAGUUCACACAGGAUGCCCAUUAUCGGGACAGCAGAGAUCCCAACAGAAAAAAGAAGUUUGCAUUAGGAGCUCGAGCAGCAAAGGUGGUCCGUUUCUGGAGGCUGGUGUGUGACACUUUCCGUAAGAUUGUGGACAGCAAGUAUUUCGGACGAGGAAUAAUGAUCGCCAUUCUCAUUAACACACUCAGCAUGGGCAUCGAGUAUCAUGAGCAGCCUGAUGAGCUGACAAACGCUCUGGAAAUCAGCAAUAUCGUCUUCACAAGUUUGUUUGCGCUGGAGAUGCUCCUAAAACUGCUGGUCUAUGGUCCAUUCGGCUACAUCAAGAACCCUUACAAUAUCUUUGACGGCAUUAUUGUAGUAAUCAGCGUCUGGGAGAUUGUUGGUCAGCAGGGAGGAGGUUUAUCUGUGCUGCGGACCUUCAGACUCAUGCGGGUGUUGAAGCUGGUUCGCUUCAUGCCAGCUCUACAGAGGCAGCUGGUGGUCCUGAUGAAGACCAUGGACAAUGUGGCCACCUUCUGCAUGCUGCUUAUGCUUUUCAUAUUCAUUUUCAGUAUUCUAGGCAUGCACCUGUUUGGAUGUAAAUUCGGGUCUGAGAGAGAUGGAGACACACUUCCUGACCGCAAGAACUUUGACACUUUACUGUGGGCCAUUGUUACAGUUUUUCAGAUAUUGACUCAGGAGGACUGGAAUAAGGUACUGUAUAAUGGGAUGGCCUCCACCUCUCCAGUGGCUGCUCUGUACUUCAUCGCCCUCAUGACUUUUGGAAACUAUGUCCUGUUCAACCUGUUGGUGGCUAUCUUAGUGGAGGGAUUCCAAACAGAGGAAAUAACCAAGAGGGACGAUUUGCAUGGCCAGCUGAGCUGUAUUCAGCUGCCUAUAGACUCAGGGGGUGAUGCCUCAAAGUCUGACUCUGAAGCAGAUUUCUAUGCACGGAGCUUGGAGGAUGUUUCAGGACAUAAGAAGGAUCUUUCAGCAUCAUCCGUUGUUCCCAUCAAUGGCCAUGUGGAUUUGAAGACCAGCCUGACCCCUCCUCUCAUCACUCAUACAGCUGCAACACCCAUGCCCAUCCCUAAGAUAUCAGGAGGAGGAGACCCUGCACUGGGCUACGAGUCCCGCAGAGGCAGCAAUGUUUCCAUGGAUCCCAAUGGCCAAGAUAAAUCUCCGUCCAGUGCACGGAGCUCCCCUAAUGCCCCCUGGAGUUCAGCCAGUAGCUGGAACAGCAGGCGCUCCAGUUGGAAUAGCCUGGGCCGAGCCCCCAGCCUCAAGAGGCAAAAACGUCAGUCUGGCGAACGGCGCUCCUUGCUGUCCGGUGACGGCCAGUCCAGCUCAGAUGAGGGAGAAGCGGUAGAGAGCGGAGGCGGUGGGGGCAUGUCCGAGGGUGAUGAUGCCUCCCUCGCCAGGACGGACUCCCUGGGCCAGAGGCCUCGGCACAGGCGCAUGGAAUCCCUGGAGACGCGUAGCUCGUUUGAUCUGCCUCCAGACACCCUGCAGGUGCCAUACGUGCAUCGCUCCGCCAGCAUACACAGCGCCCGGCCGCUCAACUUCCUCAGCAACGGCAAGAGUUCUCCAUCUGCAGCCACCACACAGCUUUCUCUAGAUGAUCACCACAGUGAGGAUGACAAUGCGGAUGAUGAAGGAAACCUGAGUCGCAAGGCUCGUCUCGUCCGUUGGCUGGAGCACAAGCAGCCUGAAUGGUGUCGGCAGAGGGCUACCUGGUCCCUUUACCUGUUCCCCCCACAGUCACGGUUUCGUAUGACAUGCAGUAAAAUCAUCACUCACAAGAUGUUUGACCAUGUGGUUCUUGUCAUCAUCUUUCUCAACUGCAUCACUAUCGCCAUGGAGAGGCCCAGAAUCGACCCCUCCAGCGCUGAACGCAUCUUCCUGACGUUGUCCAACUACAUAUUUACUGCCAUCUUUGUGACCGAAAUGACUAUAAAGGUGGUUGCUUUGGGCUGGUGUUUCGGGGAGAAGACCUACCUGAAGAGCAGCUGGAACAUUCUGGAUGGCAUGCUGGUGAUGAUCUCUGUGAUUGACAUCCUGGUAUCCCUGAUCUCCAACAGCGGCACUAAGAUCCUGGGCAUGCUGCGGGUGCUACGGUUACUGAGAACCCUGCGGCCGCUCAGAGUGAUCAGCAGAGCUCCAGGACUGAAGCUGGUUGUUGAGACACUGAUGUCAUCACUCAAGCCUAUCGGGAAUAUUGUGGUCAUCUGCUGUGCCUUCUUCAUUAUUUUUGGCAUCUUGGGAGUUCAGCUCUUCAAAGGAAAGUUCUUUGUGUGUCAGGGGGAGGAUACAAGAAAUAUCACCAACAAGUCAGAUUGCAUCAAUGCUAACUACAAAUGGAUCAGACACAAGUACAACUUUGAUAACCUCGGGCAGGCCCUCAUGUCCCUUUUUGUUCUGGCUUCCAAAGACGGUUGGGUGGAUAUAAUGUACGAUGGACUGGAUGCUGUCGGUGUCGAUCAGCAGCCCGUCAUGAAUUACAACCCAUGGAUGUUGCUCUAUUUCAUCUCCUUCUUGCUGAUUGUGGCUUUCUUCGUGCUCAACAUGUUUGUCGGCGUGGUGGUUGAGAACUUUCACAAGUGCCGGCGGCACCAGGAGGCGGAAGAAGCCAAACGGCGCGAGGAGAAGCGCCUUAAACGCAUGGAGAAAAAAAGAAGGAAUGUAAUGCUGACCGGUGUCAAUUGGUCCAGUCCUGAUCACACACAAGAUGUAAUGCUGACAGGUGUCAAUUGGUCCAGUCCUGAUCACACACAAGAAGCCCAGAGUAAACCCUAUUACUCCGAUUACUCACCUACACGGCUUCUCAUCCACAAGAUGUGCACCAGCCACUAUCUGGACCUGUUCAUCACGAUUGUCAUCGGCCUUAAUGUCAUCACCAUGUCCAUGGAGCACUACCAGCAGCCUAAGGUCCUGGAUGAGGCUCUGAAGAUCUGCAACUACAUUUUCACAAUCAUAUUUGUGCUGGAGUCUGUCUUCAAACUCGUUGCCUUUGGAUUCCGCCGCUUCUUCAAGGACAGAUGGAACCAAUUGGAUCUUGCCAUUGUUCUGUUGUCUAUAAUGGGUAUAACACUGGAGGAAAUCGAGGUCAACGCUUCCCUUCCCAUCAACCCCACCAUCAUUCGCAUCAUGAGAGUGCUGCGGAUUGCUCGUGUGCUGAAGCUAUUAAAGAUGGCUGUGGGAAUGCGAGCUCUGCUUGACACUGUGAUCCAGGCCCUGCCUCAGGUGGGGAAUCUGGGUCUUCUCUUCAUGUUGCUUUUCUUCAUCUUCGCUGCUCUGGGAGUGGAGCUGUUUGGUGACCUGAUAUGUGAUGAGCUGCACCCCUGUGAAGGUCUCGGCCGUUAUGCCACAUUCAAGAAUUUUGGCAUGGCUUUCCUCCUGCUGUUCCGUGUAUCCACUGGGGACAACUGGAAUGGCAUUAUGAAGGACACGCUCAGAGACUGCGGCCAGGACACCGGCAUCUGCUACAACACAGUGGUGUCCCCCAUUUAUUUUGUGUCCUUUGUCCUGACGGCGCAGUUUGUGCUGGUCAAUGUGGUGAUUGCUGUGCUCAUGAAGCACCUAGAGGAAAGCAACAAAGAGGCCAAGGAGGAGGCUGAGAUGGAAGCCGAGCUGGAGCUGGAGGCUGCGGGUGGAGGUGGAGGAAUAUCCCGAGGGCACAUGCCACCUUUGGGACCUGGCGACAUGGGUGGGCCAGGGGGGUCACCUUGGAUCUCAAGAGACUCUCGAGACCUGUCUAGACCACUUUACCCCACAGACAGCCCACCUACAGAGAUACGAAGAGACUCUGAAGAUCACAUAAAGACAGAACCUGAUCCUCCUCAUAAUUUGGAGCCGCCUUUAGAGCGGAGGCCUAUGCUUGACUCAGUUUCCCUGGUGAUCCAGGGCUCACUGGAAGGAGAGCUCAGCCUCAUGGACAACCUAUCUGGCUCCAUCUGCCACUACUACGCUCUGCCCCCCCUUCCCAGCAAGCACUGCACUGAGAAACAGAUUCCUCUAGCCGAGAUGGAGGCUCUAUCUCUGGCGUCGGAGAAAUCCUGGUCCUUAGCUCUGACGGAUGACUCUGUCCCAGAUGAUUUUAACCCCCUCUUACUAACCAGUCAGGAGUGCAAUACCACAGCUCCUCCAGAUCCUCUAGACCCCCUGCAGCCAGACGAGCCAACGGAUGAGCACUUGCUGUACGUGAAGAAGACCUCAGUGGGCCGCACUCAUUCUCUGCCCAAUGACAGCUAUAUGUUCCAGCCGCUGCAGCCCAACUCGACCGACAGUACCCACACAACCUCACCUCACUUAGCUCAGACAGGGUCUACAGGCUCUGUCCAGUCUCAAACAGAAGAACUCACGCAGCACUUGACUGUGCCCUCCGAUCUGUUCAGACCGAUCAGUCCUCAUAGCCUAUCAGACUCAGAGAGCAUCCCACGAAUUCCCCCGCCUCGCCGGGCGCACACUCUCUCACGCACCCUACGCAGACAGGUGGCAGUGAGUGCUGACUCUCAGGAGACUCUAUACACAGAGGGAGGGGAAAACGAGGGUCCCCUGGGACUUAGGGAACUGUCGGACCCCCCUGUCAACCUUUCACCUCAGCAGCAGCACCAGCCUUCGCUCUUUCUGGUCCCUGCCACUCCAGGCGCCUCCCCGAAACCUUCACGACCUAGCGUCCACACGCAGCACAAUCCCUACGACCAGUACAACGUGUUCUCGAGGCGUUCCCGCUCUCCUCCCCUACUACCGCCGCCACCGCCGGCUGCCAGGAAGCUGGAGGAAACAGACUCUGUGGAUCAGGAGGUAUCCCGAAUUAUCCGUGCUGGACUCGCAGGGAGGAGCGAUGAUGGAAUCAAAGGAGGGACGGGAGAUCAAGGUGCAAGACGUCAGCUUAAAAAGUACCACAGCGUGGACACUCAGGGCCAGCGAGCUCUGCUGUUACCGCGGCCCUUGUCCUGGCUCGACGAUCCACGCCGGCACUCCAUCGAGGUGUGCUCGUCCGUGGAAAGCAGUCCCCAGCGUAGUUCGAUCUCCUCCGGCUUCGUCUCGCGAGCUGACAGCCUCCAGCAGCAGUCCUCGCCACGCGCCCGCAAGAAGAAGAUGAGUCCACCGUGCAUCUCCGAGGAUCCGCCCGAGGGUCCAGAGCUUCCGGUAGGCUUUCACCCUGCUCUGGGGAUGGUGCCACCCCCCUUGCCAAGCCGGGACACUUGCCUGAGGAGGCGCGCUCCCUCCAGUGACUCCAAAGACUCAUUUGAUUUGGGUGGAGGAGGAGAUGGGCUGCCUCAAGAGGCCAUCCCGAACUCCAAGCUAUUGACUCUGCCUAGUUUCUCUUUUGAGAAAACAAGCUCUGAGCACUGAACACUGACUCGCACGAUCACGCACACACAUGCGCACACGACACACGAUGCACUCCGUGUAUCCGUGAUGGUGAUAGUAAUAGUAAUAAUAUCUUAGAGAGUAAUAAUGCUAAAUACAACAAUGGUGAAUUCUACAAGAUCAAAAGGAAUAGUAACUAUACCUUGUUUUUUUUUCUCUACUGCCAAAAGAACACAAAAGGACAUUGCGCUGAGGAUUAAACAAGCUAAUAACGGGACUCUCUCCUCAAACAUGCAAGCGGAUCCGUUGGCAACCUCAUGACCUCCUCGUGGAGGUCAGUGCAGAACCCGGGGGAGGACGUCCCCUUCUGGCCGUUGUGAAGUCUUCACAGCACUGUAUUGUUGAACUCCCUAAAGGGCACUGAUGAAGGUACAAAGCAAUAUGAACGUUUUAGAGACACUAUUUUCUUAAAUUAUUGGGCCAUAGUGUUUGUAAAGGAUGUAGAAUUUCUUUUUUCAAUUUCGUUAUAGUUUUAUUUGUCUUUUUGUGAUUUUUCUCUUUUUCUCAAUGUUUAAAUUGUUUGUUGUUUGCUUUAUUUUUUCACCAUAGGAUAUUUUUAGCUCUCUUGUUUUAACAAAGACAAAAAGAAAGAAAACAUUUUUUCAAAGUGCCGGGAUCCAUGUAUUUGUAGAAAUAAUGAUAAUAUUAUUAUUAUUAUUAUUAUUAUUAAUAAUGAUGAUGAUAUAAUAUAUCUCUUUAAAAAUAAAGCAUUAAACAGCUCUUUGAUUUUUAAACACAAGUAUUAGACUGGUGUGCCCUGACUAAAAAAAGUCUAUGGACACUGUCUGCAGAACAGAUUGUUUGCUACUUUACUGACAGCCUUUCAGACAGAAGAGAACAAAUACUUGCAUUAACUGCAGAAAACACAAGCCUCUGAAAACCAGAUAAGUGUUUUUGAGCAUUUCAUCUGAAAUAUUUUUUGGCACAUUUUUGGAAACCAGGUUGUCUUUAGUUAAAUAAAUGCUAUAUUAUCAGUACAGCUCAUACAAUAUUUGUGUGAAAAUGUAACAUGAAAAAAAAAAAAAUGUGAGAAAAGAAAAACAUUUGAUCUUGAUAUUCUAAAAGCUGUAAGGUAGUGGUUUUCAACCUUUUUGACUCCAAGACUCGCCCAUUGUCAAAAAACAAUACUUGAUAUAUGAGUGUAUAUUUUGUAGUGUUAAUAGAUUAAAAUAAAUUAUUGAUUUAUUUUGUGAUUAUAGAGGUCUCAAGAACUGUAUGUUCUUUAAUAAAAACAACAGUUGUUGAGAGGACAAAUAAAAAAAAUGUCCAUUUUGUUGGACAGAUUUGUCCUUUUUUUUACUCUGCACAGUAGGACCAUGAAGAAUAAAAUGCAGGAUCAAAUUUCUACAUUGAGGUCAAGAGUGGACAGAAGGUAAUCCAUGAGAAAAUAGGGAGUUUUGUUAAAACAAUGUUUUGUUAAUUUAUUAAUAAUCAGUAAGAAACACAACUUACAUUUCUCUACUCUUAAUGACUUGGAAGAAGUGUGAAAUAUUAUCUUAGUCAUUGUUUACUUUGAAAAUGAUAUUAAGAUUAUUUUAAAAAGCUUUGAAAUACAUUUAGUUCAUCCUCCAGCCCCCUUGGAAGUUUGCCAAAGCCCCCAGCUUCUUUGAGAACCACUACCUAAGUGACUAUAAGCAGUUAUUUGCAUAUUGUGCCACCUUUAUUCUUUACGCUGCGCACGUGUGCUAGUUAAGGUGUAUUUAGUUCUUCCAUUUAAGCCUCUCUCAGAAUCAAAAUGCAUGUUGAUUGAAGCUGUUGACAAGUGCACUGUGGGAGACUCACUAAGGCGAUUCCCUUUGGUUUUCAUGAAAGCUAAUCAACACAUCUGCAGGCCUCCUUUCAAACUCAGGAAAGCUUGCGCUUCACAAAGUCCAGUUCAGUAAUAUACCUCUAUUUUGCUUCAAAGCCCUGGAUUCAGUCCAAAUCUGUGGCUCCAGUUUGUAUAUGGCUUCAGUGUGUGUUCGAACCUGUUUUUUUGUCAUUGGAUCAAUUUCAGAAUGAUUUCAUUUUAGCAUCUAUAAGCUUUCUCUUAUCUCACUUGAAUUAUGCAUGUACCAAAUGCUAUUUUUGUGAGCGGGAUGCAUCAGGAUGAGGUUUAUAAUGAUUGUAGAAUGUGCAGAGCAACUAAUGAUGUUCUGUACAGCUCUCCAUUGCAGCAGACAUUUGGUUACCGUAUAAACUCUUUAUUGGUGGUGUGUAA
Molecule: messenger RNA, 10323 nt
Organism: Megalobrama amblycephala (Wuchang bream)
Lineage: Eukaryota; Metazoa; Chordata; Actinopteri; Cypriniformes; Xenocyprididae
Gene: cacna1g
Product: calcium channel, voltage-dependent, T type, alpha 1G subunit
Exons: 40
Coding region: 594-8105 (2503 amino acids)
Biological process (GO): calcium ion transmembrane transport; sodium ion transmembrane transport; positive regulation of calcium ion-dependent exocytosis
Cellular component (GO): neuron projection; voltage-gated sodium channel complex; plasma membrane
Molecular function (GO): low voltage-gated calcium channel activity; voltage-gated sodium channel activity
Source: RefSeq, a predicted model, not a curated record